Tyto alba (common barn owl) is the source of this 2007-nucleotide messenger RNA. RefSeq names its product syntabulin-like. Gene Ontology annotation, biological process: synapse maturation; axonal transport of mitochondrion. Gene Ontology annotation, cellular component: cytoplasmic microtubule; vesicle. The transcript has 11 exons. NCBI's taxonomy places the organism in Eukaryota, Metazoa, Chordata, Aves, Strigiformes, Tytonidae. The record is from RefSeq and is a predicted model, not a curated record.
AUGGACACGCCUCCGACGUCAGCAGAAUAUGUCGGGGGCGGCUCUGGUGGCAGCCAGCCGGGUGCCCUCGUGUCCCGACGGCAUCCCGAGCUCCUCCGCUGCGACUGUGUGGAGGUGACCUGGCGUGGGAGGACGAGGAGGAGAGACCUCCUGCUUUUCCAAGACGCCCUUGCUUUUGCCAAGCGCAGAUGUGGCACCAGGUUCUGGCUGCAGCACAGGGUGCGUCUCGGCGAGCUGUGGGUGCUGUGCCAGGAGGAGGCGGCGUGCGGGUGUGCACAAGAAGACGCAGCGUUGGGCCUGGACUGCAGCUGUACCCUCAUCCUCGUCUGGCCCACCAGCCUCUGCGGGGUCACUUUUGGCUCGCAAGAGGUGAAAGAACUCUGGCUGGACGCCAUCCUCAGAUCUCCGGUGACGAUGGCUGCCCAGAUCAUCGAGACUCUGGUUCAGUGCCAGGCAAAAGCUCAAAGGCACCGAGAAGAAGACUGCAAUAGAACCCUGGCCAAGCAGCAAGGGAGCCCAAGCAGCAAGAGAACCCAGAAGCAGCUGGAGCCCAAAGCGCCUGAGCCUGAGGACAGCAGAGAGCACGCUGAUGUGCAGACAGAGCUGUGUUCAGAUGAGCCUGGGGACCACGGAAUAGAGGCGGAUGUGGUAGGUCAGGCAGACGUGCCCCUUGAGCGACCACCCUCGUUGCUCUGCGGCCUGGCAGAGGGCGGAGGAGCCAUGGCCAGGGCAGCCGACAAAGGAGAGGAACCUCGCGAACGCCAGCAGACAGAACCGCUGCAGGCAUGGGAGGAGACCUGUGAGAAGUCGGCAGCUCGGGCGUUUGCUCAGCAGGUCUUUGCUGAGCCCGACCUGGUCUUGAACAACCUUUGUGAGAGCAACCGUUCUAAUGACCCCAUUGAGAGAGGUUCUGUGACGGUUUGGGUUUCUUCCCUUUCCAGGCGAUCAGGGAGAUACAUUUCUUGUGGUGACAACCACAGCAUUGAGCCACAAAACCGAGAGCAGUACUUGAGUCAUCUGCAGCAGAAAGAAGUUACAGUACAGCAUUUGAAAACAAAGCUGAAGGAGUCUGAGAGCAAACUUCAGGAAAGGGAAACAGAAAUAGAAGAGCUCAAGGCUCAUCUGGCAUGGAUGAAGGAAGACUGGGUUGAGGAAGAGUGUAAGCAUAUGGAGCUGGAGCUGCACUUCUGGGAAGCGAGAAGGGAAAGUCAGGAACUCCAGCAGGCUGUUGAAAGCAUGAGAAACAGCUUGGCUGAGAAAGGCAAAAUAAUUCAGAAAUACUUCACAGCCAUAAGCAUUGCAAACAAGAAACUGGAAGCUUUGCUGCAGGGCCUGGGGAUGGCUCAGAAGAGCUCUGUGAGAGAUGAGCAGUGCCUGGAGUCCAUGUGAGACUCAGAGGGGAAGCCGUUAGCGUUGUGUGCCACGAUGCCAGGCAGCCUCACCACGGAGGACCAAGCUCUGGAGGAGGUGGCAGACAGUGGGCUGCUUCUUAAUGAGGACACCGCUAACGGGACUGACUCAUCUGAAGAGCAUUUGACCGCCACAACUUCUGGGUCGAGCGAUCCAGCUCCCUCCAGUUCUGCUGUGUAUCAAGAGAUGCUUGAAAAUGUUCUGGAUGAAAAAACAACUUCUUCUCGGGAGGAGGAGAAAAUCAGCAAGGUGAUGGUGGCACAGGCCAUCCCAACUGACCUGGUGCCAUGGAGCCUAGAUGCGGAGUAGCUCAUUCAGAACAUCUUCAGAGCUCGAGAUGCCUGCCCUCUAAUCCCACCUGCUUCACUGAAGGAAUUGGGUGAAAUUUCUCUUGGAAGCGUCCGUGAUUCUGCUACCCUAGUGGACUUAACUCCAAGUGAUCCAAACUCUGCCGUCCUCUUGUCUCCUAUGGAGUCUCCAUGCAGGAAGGUGGAGCAUAAAGUUAAUAAAAACCGUUAUGUGAAAGAACUUGAUUUUGCAGAACCUCAUCAUGCUGAAGCCUUUGGCUAUGUCAAUACCCUCUCUCAGACAGCUUGA